This is a messenger RNA of Saccharomyces eubayanus, 390 nucleotides long. It is a transcript of the gene COX13, whose product is annotated as cytochrome c oxidase subunit VIa. Gene Ontology annotation, biological process: mitochondrial electron transport, cytochrome c to oxygen. The transcript has a single exon. Lineage: Eukaryota; Fungi; Ascomycota; Saccharomycetes; Saccharomycetales; Saccharomycetaceae. Bases 1 to 390 code for a protein of 129 amino acids. The record is from RefSeq and is a predicted model, not a curated record. Gene Ontology annotation, molecular function: enzyme regulator activity. Gene Ontology annotation, cellular component: mitochondrial inner membrane.
AUGUUUAGACAAUGUGCUAAGAGAUACGCUUCUACUUUACCCCCAAAUGCUUUGAAGCCAGCGUUUGGCCCACCAGAUAAAGUGGCGGCUCAAAAAUUUAAAGAAUCAUUGAUGGCUACCGAAAAGCAUGCUAAUGACACAUCGAACUUGUGGGUCAAGAUUUCUGUUUGGGUUGCACUACCAGCCAUCGCCUUGACUGCUGUGAACACAUAUUUCGUUGAAAAGGAACAUGCAGAACAUCGUGAACAUUUAAAGCAUGUUCCUGACUCUGAAUGGCCAAGAGACUACGAAUUUAUGAACAUCAGAUCCAAACCUUUCUUCUGGGGUGAUGGUGACAAGACCAUGUUUUGGAACCCUGUCAUUAACAGGCACAUCGAACAUGAUGAUUAA